CCCCCUUCCCGCUGUCGUUGGUGCGGCCGCUCUGUUUGGGCUGAGGCGAAGGGAAGAUGGCGGCCGUCCGAAGCUUGCAGGUCUCGGUGAAGUCAGAAGCUGGGUCCGAUCGCUCAGAGUCAGAUUCUGAAUCCGACUCGGACCGGGAUUCCCGCGAACCGGAGCCAAUGGAGGUAGAAGAAGGUGAACUGGAACUGGAGUCCAUUCCGGUCCGCCGGUCACUGAAGGAGCUGUUACCGGACACCAGCCGGCGCUACGAGAACAAAGCUGGGACCUUCAUCACGGGAAUCGAUGUCACCUCAAAGGAGGCCGUGGAGAAGAAGGAACAGCGGGCCCGGAGGUUCCACUUCCGCGCCGAGGUCAACCUGGCCCAGAGGAACGUGGUGCUGGACCGGGACAGGAUGAGGAAGGCUGUGCCUAAAGCGCGCUUGGAGGCUCUGCACGUGACUGGAGUUGAUGAGAUGAGCACUCAGGACGUGUUUGGCUACUUCAAGGAGUAUCCCCCCGCCCACAUCGAGUGGAUAGACGACACCUCCUGUAAUGUGGUGUGGCUUGAUGACGUCACCUCAACCCGAGCCCUCAUCAACAUGAGCCGCAUGCCGGACCCCGCCGCCAGCAAGGCCGACCCGGAGGAGAGCGCCCCCACACGGAGCGGGAGGGACCGGCGAGGAAGGGACUCGGACGAGGAGGCGGAGGAAGGGGAGGUUGAGGAUGAUGAGGAUGAGAAGAGCAGCACUGGCAGUGCGGGGAAGCCCAGCGACAGUGAGGAAGAGUCGGAGAAGAAGCCCGCUCCUGAAAUCACAGAGACUGACGAGCUGUCCCAGGCCGAGAGAGAGUCGCUCCUCCGAAAUGACCUGCGGCCCGCCACCAAACCCUUCAAGGGGAACAAGCUGUUCCUGAGGUUUGCCACUCAGGAUGAUAAGAAAGAACUGGGCGCCGCCCGGCGGAGCCAAUACUACAUGAAAUAUGGGAACCCCAACUACGGGGGGAUGAAGGGAAUCCUCAGCAACUCCUGGAAGCGGCGCUACCAUUCCCGGCGGAUCCAGCGGGACGUCCUGAAGACCAAGAAGAGCCUCAUCGGAGACAGCGUGGGGCUGACCCCGCCAUACAAACACCGCCACUCCGACCUGGUGAACCUCCCCGAGGAGCCCAUCGAGGAGGAGGACGAGGAGGAGGACAUGGAUGAGGACGAGCGGGUGGUGGAGUACCGGGACGAGAAGGAGCGGGAGAGGGGGCCGCGGGGCCCCGCCGCCGGCCGGCGCCGGUCCAGUUCGGCGUCCUCGGCCUCUGACUCGGACGAGAUGGACUACGACCUGGAGCUGAAGAUGAUCUCCACUCCCUCGCCCAAGAAGAGCAUGAAGAUGACCAUGUACGCUGACGAGGUGGAGUCCAAGCUGAAGACCAUACGAAACUCCAUGAGGGCCGACGGCGUUUCCGGCAGCAACAUUAAGAACCGGAUCGGAACCGGGGCCAAAGCCCCGCGGGAGAAGGUGACGGACAUCCGGCUCCUGCUGGAGGAGAAGCGGCAGAACCAGGCACAGCAGCAGACGUCGACCAGCUCAGCCAAAACAGAUGUCCGACAGCGUCUGGGAAAGCGGCCCUACUCUCCCGAAGGCCGGCCGAGCAAGGUGAUGGUCAGCCCGGCCCCCCUUCCGCGCAGAGAACCCCUCACUGACGUCCACAGCAGGCUGGGGACCUCCAAGCUCGACCCCCAAGGGCACUUCUCUGAGAGCAGCAAGGAGAAGAAGCCAGCAGGCAGCCUGUGGAGCAGGCUGGGCCCCAGCCAGAAGGAGAGGGCGCCGGGGAGGAAGCAGGGGCGGACGGCGAGCGCGGGGCUGGAGGACGAGAGCUCGGCGUCGGGGGCCGAGGAGGAGGACUCGGAGCUGCAGCGGGUCUGGGGCGCCAUGAUCAAGGAGAAGGAGCGCUCCCACAAGAAGAAGAGCCGGCUGGACAACCUGCCCUCGCUGCAGAUCGAGAUCAGCAGGGACAGCAGCAAUGGCUCGGACAGCGACUCCUGAAGGGGGGCGCCGGACUGACAGUCAAGCCCUCAGCUGCCUGCUGCCCGCCCCCUCACACCGGGUACAGACUCUGCCACUGUGGCACCAACGCCCACGCGCCAGCACUCAGUCAAAGACCGCGGAGACCCGAGAGACACUGAGCAGGACUCGAGACACUCGCCACUCACUUCCAGUAGUUUUCUAUCAGGUUCUUGUGUAGUGGCUCCCAUAAGUGCUUUUAUACCACUGGCUCAUGUAGUCUAGGAGUCCCUGUCUGUGUACACCUCGUCCCAGAAUAACAGUGCUGAUUGUUUCUAAUACAGCUUUGGAGUGAGUAUUGUGUGUGUCCAUCCUGUGCUUCUGGUCCCCUUUAAAACGCCAGCAACAUCUCCAGUUAGCAGUUGUGUACCUGGUGUGUAGCUCCUCACUGGAGUUACAGUCCAGAUCUGCACCACACAGAUGUAGCCAAUCGCUCUCCCGCCAGUCCUGAUCACGGGGAGGAUACACGUUUGGUCAGAGAGGACUGUGUGUAGAUAACAGAUGGCAUUACAGUUGUUACCCCGUUAUCAUAGUUUCCUCAGGAGGGCUCCCCGUUGAAGCCUUCAUCCCCUGAGGUCUUGAAAGGGAAGAUGUUUCUGUAGUAGUGUGGCCUGAGUGGGUUCAGCAGUAUCCAGGGAACUGUUUGCAGCAGGGAGCUGAUCUCCAGCCCUCAAGGGCCACCGGAUUCUCUGGGUUUCAUUCCCUUUCUCUUUCCACGUGAGCUGUUUGGAUAAUGAUAAUGACCUCACACCUCCUGCAUCCUGGGUUCGAUCUAGGGCUGUAUCUGGGCCUUCUGUGUGGAGUCUGCAUGUUCUGUGUAUUCUGUAGAUUUUUUUUUUAGGUGUGCAUGUUUCUUUCCAAAUCCCAGAGUCACGCAUGUCAGGUUUCUUGACAGGCGUGUGUUCAAACAGAGUGCACACAUUGGCCCGGUGAAGGACUGGCAUCUUCUGGGAUAGGGUCUGGGUUGUGGUGACCCGUACCAGAAAUAAAUGGCUUUCUGGAGACAGUCUGGUUUUCAGUUUUAAUCUCUCGGUACUCUACCAGUGCACACAGAACUGGAGUGAAAAUUAGAUUAAUUACACACAGGCACACACUCACACCAUGGAAAACUUUCCCAGAAGCCAAUUAGCCUGCCCAUAUGCCUUUGCAGGGUGGGAAGAAACUGGAGCACCCAGAAGAAACGCAGGUGACCAUAGGGAGAACAUACAAACUCCAUGCAGACAGCACCCCAGUUCUGGAAUUGACCCCAGGACUCCAGCACUUUGACACAGCAACGCUGGCGACUAUACCUCCCCCUACUUCAAUACUUACAAUCUAGAUUGUGUUAAUCCUGCUGAUUAUCUGUUAAUUAAGCAGAUGGAUCAGACCACAGUGACUCCUGCAGUGAGGUGGGCUGAAGCAAGUGGAAGUUGUGCCCCUGACCUAAGCAAACCUAAAAAAAAAAGAUUUGAAAACUUUGAGACUUUGAGAGCUUUCAGGGGUCACAAGUCCGCCAGCAGUGGGGGCUUCUGGGAAGUCCCAUUGCAGAGCUGCACCCACAGUCUUUUCCCUGGAGCCACUAGUGGGCUGUGCCUUUCUUCCCACUUAAUCUGGCGAAGGCGGUGUAGAGAUCUCCGUGUCCUGUGAGUCCUCGGCUCUUGGCCUUCUGUGUGGCUGGAGCUGGUGGGGGUGUCGGCCGUUCGGCGGAGAUGUUGAAGGGCUCUGUGACUGAAGCGCAGGCUGUCUUUGUCUUGUGAGUCGAGCCUUAAACUGGACAUCCUCACUCCGGAUCACUGAUCCUGCUGGGGGAAAUUCUAGGCUCACUCUUCUAUAGUCACGUUUCUCCAGGCUUGACGUAACGAUUUUUUUUUUACAUUCAAACUACGAGAUGCUGAAAUGUAGCUUUUCCACAGAAGCAAAGAAUUCCCUGGGUUUUGCUUUCACGCUGGUUUCACGGUGCAGUCUGUGAGUCAGUCGAUGAUAGUGUAGCUCCCGGAAAGUGGAGUGUGUUUGUGUGUCACUCACCCCUUGUUGAUCCACAGUUGAGUGGGCCAGCACUCAGUCUGGCUGCCCCCUGUCUUGCCUCAUGUAUUGAUCAGGGUUUGUGUCCUCUGACCUUCGUGUGUGUGUGUCUGGGGUGGGAGGGGACCUUCUCCAGAGCCCUGGCAUAGGGGAACUUCAUGGUCACACAGCUGGGGAAGGGGCAUUAGUACCAAUUUGCCUGAGCUGGACCAAUAUACCACUGCAGGGCAAAAGUAAACAGAACUGGGCAAGAAGGUUGCUUAUUCAUCAGAUUUUAAAGCCAGGUUUUGUCCUUUUUUUCACCCCUUUGGUACUGCUCUUGGUUUAAGUGUGAUAUCACAUUUCCUGUACGAGAAACACUUCUAUUUUAAACAUUCUGUAAUCCUAGAGCAUUUGAUCUGUGCUGUGGUUUGACCAAACGUGUGUAAUAGCAUUGUUAAUUCCAUUGUGCUGCAUUUAUAAAACAAGGUGUAGACUUUU
This is a messenger RNA of Lepisosteus oculatus (spotted gar), 4517 nucleotides long. RefSeq names its product nuclear cap binding subunit 3 (gene ncbp3). The record is from RefSeq and is a predicted model, not a curated record. Lineage: Eukaryota; Metazoa; Chordata; Actinopteri; Semionotiformes; Lepisosteidae. Gene Ontology annotation, molecular function: RNA 7-methylguanosine cap binding; mRNA binding. Gene Ontology annotation, cellular component: nucleus.